Messenger RNA from Exserohilum turcica Et28A, 1017 nucleotides. RefSeq lists its product as uncharacterized. Gene Ontology annotation, biological process: protein insertion into ER membrane; translational initiation. Gene Ontology annotation, molecular function: ribosomal small subunit binding; RNA binding; protein folding chaperone. The record is from RefSeq and is a predicted model, not a curated record. NCBI's taxonomy places the organism in Eukaryota, Fungi, Ascomycota, Dothideomycetes, Pleosporales, Pleosporaceae. The transcript is spliced from 9 exons. The coding region runs from base 148 to 714 and encodes 188 amino acids. Gene Ontology annotation, cellular component: endoplasmic reticulum membrane; eukaryotic 43S preinitiation complex.
ACACGCACACGCACACGCCCGUCACACGCCCACCCGCCGCCCUCGAGUCUCCACCACGGUAGAUAAAUCGGCCUCGAGCGCGCAUCCAGCACGCCGCCGCCCACCGCCGCCCGCCGCCCUCUGCCCGCCGCCCUCUGCCCGCCCGCCAUGGCGUCGAGAAAAGACAUGCGCCGCGCCGACCUCAUCGUGCCCUACGCCGAGCCUGAGAAGAGCAAAGACGAGGGCGACAUGAGCAGCACCCUUUCCAGCACGCUGCCCAUGGCUGCGAUCUUCACGCGAAACAAGACCAUCGGAUGGGUGUCGGUCGUCUUUGCCAUCCAGGCCUGGCUCGCUGAGACGCCCGAGCAGCAGAAGACGUCGAGCACCCCCGCCUACUUCCAGGUCGGCAUGUCUAACCCGUUCGCGGAAGCGGAUGAAGAUACCGGCCAGGUCAAGCAGACUCAGCAGGACUACAUUCAUAUUCGUAUCCAACAGCGCAAUGGCCGCAAAACCUUGACGACGGUGCAGGGGCUCCCCAAGAAGUUUGACCAGAAGAAGAUCCUCAAAGUGAUCAAGAAGAAGUUUGCCUGCAAUGGCACCAUUGUGACCGACGCCGAGAUGGGCGAGGUCGUCCAGCUCCAGGGCGACCAGCGCAAGGAUGUCCAAGACUUCUUGACCGACAAGAAGGAAGGCCUUGGCCUGGACGCCAAAACCAUAAAGGUCCACGGUUUCUAGUUCCCCUGGGAACUGCUCGCCUUGCCCGCCCUCGGUAUCGCGGCCUUACUUCGUCUGCGGCUCGGAUACAGCGGGCACGGCUUUUUUUGUAAGCUUUCGUUCUACGUCUCCAUAUCAGCAACAAGAGAGGAGUGCGGGUUACGACGUCCGAGAGAGAGAGAGAGGGGGGAGUGGGGGUCUUCGCGCUGCAAUGAGAAUUGCUAUGCGCUGAAUGAUUGCGUCGACAUGGGCCGUUUUUUUUCUUCCUCUUAUUAGAAUCGCUACUGGCGAUGAGAAACCAAAUGAAAAUGACUUUUGUCUGGC